UAGGGUCUAAUUAAUUCCUAAAUACAAAUAAAUAAAUUGAUAUUUAUUUAGUCUAACAUAAUAUAGAGCAUAUUAACUGAAUUGUAGAGGAUUUUUUUCUCCAGGUUAUUAUUGUUAUAUUACACACAAUGCCCAACGAACAAUCAAAUAAAUAUAGAAGAGUUGAAUCUGGAAAAGCAAAACCGACAACAAAGGAACUACUUGAAACAUCAGUUUCUCAAGGUCCCUUUAGUGUAUUAGAAAGUUCUAUGAAAGACGGAAUUCAGGUUUUCAUUCAAUGUCGAUUCAACAAAUCUCUUCUUGCAAAUGUUUUGGCUUUUGAUAAGCACUUUAAUAUGGUUCUACAAAAUGUGGUCGAGCUUAGCGGGAACGAUAAGGCGGAGCAAAAAGAAAGGACAAUUCGUAACCUUUUUCUUCGUGGUGAGUCGGUUAUUUUCGUCGUAAAGCUCAAAAAUGAGACGGAAUAAGACACAUAUCGUCUUAAGAGGAAAGAUAAAGAUAUAAUUUUUGGUUAGUGUUAUUUCAAUGAUGGUUGAAAUGAGAUAAAAUAAAUCGGUAGGAAAAAUUUGAAAUGUUUGUUAUAGAUUGAGAUAAGAAAAAUAAA
Phytomonas sp. Hart1 is the source of this 604-nucleotide messenger RNA. The record is from the annotation of a GenBank genome assembly. NCBI's taxonomy places the organism in Eukaryota, Euglenozoa, Kinetoplastea, Trypanosomatida, Trypanosomatidae.